Molecule: messenger RNA, 150 nt
Organism: Candidula unifasciata
Lineage: Eukaryota; Metazoa; Mollusca; Gastropoda; Stylommatophora; Geomitridae
Source: the annotation of a GenBank genome assembly
GUAACGAUGGAUACUAAAACCAGAUGCCGUGACGCAGGGGUAUUCAGCGCCAUCAUUGCUGUCCAUACGGCCCCCUCUAACUUCCAGAACAGAGAAGUGUUUAGAUGGCUGUACGGCGACUUCAACAAAACUAAACCUAACAGGUACAAG